AUGAGGAUAAUUACUCUACCUCUUACAACAGGACCCGCUCGAAUAUCUGCAGCUGCUGCUGCUAACCAAACCCGGUUCACAUACUUUGACUUUCAAAGUCCUAUCAAUGCUUUGCAGUCAGCGUCAGUCAUGCCAGCAACUUCCAGAUGGCUUCCAAAUAGUGCCCAAAUAUCCAGCCUGGCUGCAAUAAAAGCUGCUAGUGUGUGGUCUGAAUUCGGCAAAGCUGAAGGAGGGUGGAAAUUAAAAGCUUAUGAAACUGGACAAGCGCUUAUAGACAAGACAGAUUUUGAAGAGUUGGCUUUAAGAAGUUUCAAUCCGUCCGAUAUUAAUUGCCAAGAUACUGUGAAAAUUCCCCUGAUAUAUCCCCCCUCUGUAUUUCCACCCUCAGCAUCUGCAGUUCUCGCUGAACUUCAAGCCCAUAUUGCGUCACGUAUCGAACUUCAUAAAAAGGGUUUGUAUCUAUGGUCGGCAGCCAUCCCUCCUACUCUCCCGCUCAAACUUAUUCCUAUCAUUCCCAAUUUUCCAUUUUUCUACUCUGCAUGGCGUGCAUGGUCGCACUAUCAAGCCAAAACGUCUGCUGAAUACUUGCAAUCUCUACUCAAACACAAUGCAAUUGUUCCGGAAGCCAGCUCAGAGCUGGACGAGAUAUACCUAGUACGGCGGCAGCGUCUUACCAUUGCGACGGCUGAAUCUGAUAUACAGCGUGUGAUUUUGACUCACGAUGAUAUCCCCUCCCUCGUUUUGUUUUGCUCUGUAGAUUCGGCAAGCCUGAAACGGGCGAUUGAACAGGUUGCAGACCGACUUGGUAGAAAUUAG
Messenger RNA from Psilocybe cubensis, 816 nucleotides. RefSeq lists its product as uncharacterized. Gene Ontology annotation, biological process: potassium ion transport; proton transmembrane transport. The coding region runs from base 1 to 816 and encodes 271 amino acids. Lineage: Eukaryota; Fungi; Basidiomycota; Agaricomycetes; Agaricales; Agrocybaceae. The record is from RefSeq and is a predicted model, not a curated record. The transcript has 4 exons. Gene Ontology annotation, cellular component: mitochondrial inner membrane.